AUGGAAAAGAAGGCGGCCGCAUCUCUUUGCAGCAGUUUUGUUGUUCCACUCGAAAUCCAAAUAGAAAUUUUAUCAAGAAUGCCGGUGAAGAGCCUCAUCCGAUUCAAGUGCGUUCAAAAAUCAUGGUGCAAUCUCAUCCAAGACCGUUCUUUCAUCGUCAGGCAUAUGGAUCGUUUUGGUAAAAACAAGUAUGUUUUUCUCCUCCGCAAUUUUACUUUUGAUCAAUACAUCAAGCAAUAUUGCAUAGGAAACGAGAGCAAUAAUAUUAUUGAGGGUACCGAAAUUCACAUGUCAACUAAAUGGUUAUUUGGAGAAUCAAAAGGGUCCAUAAUCGGUUCGAGCAACGGAUUAGUUUGUUUAAGCAGUCACUCUUUUGUCCUGCACCAACCGGAUCUCUUGAAAAUACAUAUUUGGAAUCCUUCCACAAGAAAAAUCAUGGAACUUCCUAUAUGUCAUGGUGGGGAUAUUGGAGCUACUAUUAUUUCUCCUUAUUUUUUCCUUGGCUUUGGAUUUUGCCCUAAGAUUGAUGAUUAUAAGGUGGUAAGGGUUAUGCUGUAUGCUCAUUCUUAUGGUUGGCCACCAUUAGAGGUUCAGGUUUACACCUUAAGCACAAAUUCAUGGAAAAGGAUGACAAUGGCAAACCCUGGCUGGGGUCUAUCGCCUUCGUUAGGACGAAACGGGGUCACAAAUGGGGCUUGUCAUUGGCUAGGACUACAAAUAAAUUCAUCAAAGAGAAUGUCGAUCAUUGCUUUCAAAUUUGAUGAGGAGGUAUUUCUAGAGAUUAAUACACCAAAUCAUCAUAUUUUUCAAUAUAGAAGCAGCUUUACGGUUUCGGAUAUAUUCAUCACAGAAUAUCGAAGUUUCCUUUCUUUGAUUUCCAAAGGAGCUGAUGGAAAUUCUGCAUUUGACAUAUGGGUGAUGAAAGAAUAUGGUGUAGCUGAUUCUUGGGUUAAACAAUUCGCUAUUGAAGUACCAGUCCCACAACAUAAAUUGCAGGUAAUGGUGAACUUUGACAAUAAUGGUGCUCAACUUCUUCUACUUCUAGAUAAGAAUACGAGAAGGUUGUUUUGGUAUGAUAUCAAGACCAAUCAAAUUGAAGAGGAGCACGAAUUGUUAAACUUCUUAUAUCCAGAUGAGCAAGUCAUUGGUUGUAUGGAAAGCUUAGUUUCAUUGCCUGGGGAAAUUAGCACUGUGAUUUGA
Durio zibethinus is the source of this 1200-nucleotide messenger RNA. RefSeq names its product F-box/kelch-repeat protein At3g23880-like. The record is from RefSeq and is a predicted model, not a curated record. Gene Ontology annotation, molecular function: protein binding. Lineage: Eukaryota; Viridiplantae; Streptophyta; Magnoliopsida; Malvales; Malvaceae.